Molecule: messenger RNA, 2085 nt
Organism: Durusdinium trenchii
Lineage: Eukaryota; Dinophyceae; Suessiales; Symbiodiniaceae
Source: the annotation of a GenBank genome assembly
CACGAAGCAGUUUCGAAUUGGCCUGGCGAUGCUGCGCCAUGCUGCGCCGAUUCCAUGGGAAGAAGGCAAGUUUGAGAGGUGGAGAUGAAGGCGAGCCCUCCAAGUGUUCCACCGCCCCGUCACCUUCUUCAGCCGAAGAUCGCCGAAGCGGCCGAAGGGGCGGCCUUCCGUGCUCGGUGCAAGCACUUCGCACGAGACUUGCAGCUUGAUGAGAAGGAUAUGGAGAUACUCGAGAGGCUGAAUCCGGAGGUUGCGGACCUCAUCAUGUCCGAGCCGCCCACGGCAGAUCUCUAUGAGACACGUCAGCGUGCACGUGCGCGGCUCCGGGAUUCCACGAUGGAAGACUUCUUGGUGGAAAUCAAGGACCUUGAAGAUGAUUGUGACUUGGACCGCGAGACCUCCCUGCGGCUUCGAGCACUUCCACGCCAGGCCAUCCAGGAGAUUCUGCAACAGGAGCGGCAUUGGACUCCCGAGACGCAGCGGCAGCAGAUUCAAGAGCUGGUGGCGCGCUUCGAGCCGAAGGAUCCCACGUCUGUGCUUGCGGGGCCCACGUACGUGCCAAGACUUGCAUUCCCUGAGGGGCCUCGGCAGUCGGCCCAGUCCACAAAGAAAGAGGAAGUGAUCUUGAUCGAGGGUGACGCAGAGCCUCGCAAGAGUAAGGAGGAUUCGGAGACCAAAACGGCCCAGGAAGCCCCUUCCAAAACUCGUUCUGUUCGCACUGCGGUCUUCAGCAGCCCACUGAUGCGGCGAGUGGAAGGCCUCAUUGAACAACAUGCGCACAGCAGUCACUUCAUCAAGGAGGUCAGAAGAUAUUCGCAGAGCCUGAAUCUGGGUCGAGAGGUAGAAUUGGUCUUUCUGAUGUUGAGUGCCACUGUUGCCUCUGGGAUCAUGAAGACUUGCCGCACGCCGGAUGUUCAAUUCCUUCUGCAGCAGGUACGGGCAGUGAACCCAACGGUCGCAGACCUGGGGCACGAAUUGCUGCUUCAAAGGCAGAGAGAAUGGUAUGCCUACCAAUGGCAGACCAUGGCAGGAGGCUAUCCUGCUUGGGGUUGGCCCGGAGCGCCAGGGUACUACCCACAGGUAAGACCAAAGAAGUCCAAGAAAGAGAAGAAAGCUAGAAAGGAUAAGAAAGACAAGAAGAAGACAAAGGGAACAAAGCGCAAAGCCUCCAGAACUCAGUUCGCAUCUCCACACAAUCAUGUCCCUCAUCACCUUCGGUGCGGAAGCGAAGAAGUUGCAGCGAAGCGCUCCAGCAGUGAGUCGACUUCAAAUCGUGCCGCCCGAGUGGCUGACGGUGAUGUCAAAGCUGCAGGACCUUCUCCAAAGCGGCCAACGCCAGAGAGGAAGGAAGAGCUUGGCAAAGGUGCACAAGAUGCUGAUCUUCUUGCCUCCUUCCAAGCUCGCUUUGAUGCUUUGCUGAAAGACUCCAAGGACGGAUCAGGCGUCCCUCCGGUGGCUGAGCAGUCGACCGAUACCUCACCAUCCCCAGCGGCGAGGUCCGACUGUGAGGCGAGCACUCGAGCGGUCGAAACUCCAGGUCGAGCCUCCAAGAGCGGCGGUUCCGGGGUGCAGGAUUCCUUGGAGGCGGAUGAGAUGUACAACUGGCUGAAGAAAAUUGAUGGAAAGGGAGCCCUUCUGCAGUACAUGCCAAAGCUGAAAGAACGGUACCAUGACCUUCAGCAAUUGAAGACGGCCAGGCUUGAUUCUGCAGAGGCCAAACCGGGCUACCUUGGGGGCAUCAAGCCUGAGCUGUGGGAGGCGUGUGGCAUUGCCCGCAUGGGACAUCGCUUGCUUUUUGCCAAAGCCAUUCUAGCUUUGUGACCUGUGCGCUCCCUUUCGAAGGCGCGAGAAGAAAAAUAGCAGCGCCGUCGGAUACAAGUGAUUCCCGUUGAUGGGACAAGUAAGGCCAAGCUGUCAUGCACCCUCCCUGUGAGUUUGGUGUGUCCGUAGGCCUCGAAGCGAGAACGACCUUAGUCUGUUCGGUGACGGGUGACCAGAGCUCUUGCCCUGGUGUACCAUGCAGACCUACCAUGUUGAUACAACUCUUGUGGGGCUUAGUGUGCGCCAGUCCACCUGGCUUUGCAA